UCGUGGACUCGCUUGCAUUUAUUUGGUUCAACUUUAGCGCGCUUUCUCCACCUCCAACGCCAACACUUUUCAUCUCGCGCCCUACUCUGCUCUCUUUCUCCGGCGGAAUCAACAUUUCGUCGAAGCUGGAAACAACAACAAGUGAUUAUACAUUUGCUGAGGGUUAUACACUUCAAGUGACUGUUGCUGUCAGUAUCUCCUCUUUUACUCUUGAUAUUUCUUAUUUUUUUAUUUCUUUAAUUUUUUGAUUGUAAAACUAAAUUAUACGUAUGUGUUUUGUAAGCAUUCCGUUAAAUUGCGUUAGUUAUAGUGAUUGCUUUGAAUUGGACCGAAGGAUCUCGCAUUUCCAUCGCCCUAUAAUUUUCUAUGCUCUUUUGUUGCCUCUUGUCGAUGAAGUGCGAGGAAAAAUACUAGGUGAUUUAUUCCCAUUUGCUUAAGACUUGGUGGGAAGAGUUACCUAGUGCUGGUAGGAGGUAUCAGGUGCAGUUGAGGUGUCCGCAAAUUGGCUCUGAUUCAUUAAAAAAAGGUCAAUCAUUUUAAGUUCACUAGAGCAACAGUUUUGCUGCAAUGUUUUUACCUUUGAAUAAAAUAAAAUUCUAAAAAAAUAAGAUUGAUGUUUUUCCUUUGAGUUAGAUUUAUGAUUUGGCACUUUAGAGUAUCAAUUUUCAUUAGUGCAAAGGUUCUUUGUGAAUCUGUACUGGCAGUUGAAGUAGGUGACUGCAACUUUAGUUCAGAAUAGCUUAUAUUCGUACUCAAUGAUUGCAAAUCCUGCGUGAUUGGUUUUGAAUGGGUUAAAGAAAGUAGAUGAAUGGAUUGCCCCUAAACGGAAGAGGUUGAGUUCAGAAGAAGUUGGUUUUUGAACUUAGUGAUUACAAAUCAUACAAGAUUGUUCUAAAUGGGUUAAAGAAAGAGGGUAUGUUCAUAUUCCUCUUAUCUCUUAGUACCCUCUUCUAUAUCAAUUAAACCAAGUUAUAAUAGAGAAGAUGUCAACUGAGUGCUUCUUGAAAUAUCUCGUGGCGUCAAGUAAGCAGCAUUUGAUGUGCAGCAAGUAUACUUUUAGCCUGCUAGCAAUUCUGUAAUUUUGAGUUCGAUACUUGCAGAUAAUGAGAAAUGCAUUUUGUUGCUGAAAAGCUACUUCAGUGUGCUACUGAUUUUGUACUUUAAGUACUACAGUUGCAGGUUUAUAUUAACUCCAGAACAAAGUACUACACUUACAGGUUUAUAUUAACUCCAGAACACAAGAGUGAGUUGCUGCAUUAUUUGCUGUUUCAAACAGUAUUUAAAUUGCUAGAGCCCAACGUUAAUCUGAUCCUGGGGCAUAAAGAUGAAUUCCAGUGAGAAUAUGGAGUCCAAUGUUUAUUUUCACAUAAAAGAUGAGGCAGAAAGGUUGCUUAAAGAGAUUGAACUGAUGAUGAAGAAUGUUGAGAACUCUGAAAUGUAUGCUGGAAUGCGCUUCGAUCUCGAACAGAGUAAAACUUUUCAAAAACAUCUGUUUCGCCUUUUAGGCUCCCAUUCACAUGUCCAGGUGGUAAUCUAUGCUUUGGGAAGCAUGGAAUACAGUUUUCAUUCACAGUUUCAGCUUGCCGUAGUUCUCCUACUAAAACGAGAUUUUUCCCAAUUGGAUUGGCAAUAUAGAAGUAUAUGAUCCUUUAUUGUCUCCAGCUGAUAUGAUAGUUUUAAAGAAACUGGGAUUUGAGGUUUUGACCAUUGAUGAAAAUUGUAGGAGGCAAGUUCGGAGACCAACAAUGUUCUACAUGCCUGUUCCUAAUUAUAAUCUUAUUGGCAACUUUCUGGGAGCAAACUGGUCUUUGUCUUGUAUCAACCAGAUAUUUCUACUGACAAACUCAUUUCACCAUUCAUUGACCAGUAUUUCACAAUGUAGUUUGUACGGAGAAACAGUGGAACGUCUAGAGAGAAUUCUCCCCUUCACAACAGAGAUUGACAUAAAAACUAGAUACAAGCAGAUCUAUACUAAUGUCUUCUCAAGAUUUGCUUGGCAUUUCUUUGACGUGGAUCCUAACAUUGACAUGGAAACUUCACUGCCUGUGACUAAGAUUACAGAAUAUAUAAAGGAUGGGGGACAGCGACCUUGGUUGGAUUGGCAAAGGUAUUUUGAACAAGCAUUUUUGGAAUAUAUGCAAAGUGAUAUGACCAGUGAGGGAUUUGCGCAAAUUCUUGGUGAAUAUCGUGGGCCUCGUUGUUUAAGAUGCUACUCGGUUCCUCCUCCUCUAGGUUGGAUUAAGCUAAACAUCUAUGGGAUCGGUACAGAAGGUGAUCAGCAAGGACGAUAUAGUGGCGUCUUUCAAGAUGAAACUGGAAUGUGUUUAGGUAGGUAGAGUGGUACCAUUCAUGUUGACGACAAUGUGAUUGCUGGACUGGAGGCCUUGAGGCAUAGGUUGAUCAGAAGGAAAGCCGAACGCACAAAAGUUGAUUGUGGAGUCAGAUAAUGUUAUACUUGUCCAAUAUGUCAAUGGUCACCCUGAGCCAAAUGAAAUAACCAUGAAUAGGUUGAAAGAAAUUUUUGACAUGCUGGAGCGUAUAACUUGUGCAAUUUACCAUGUGUAUGAAGAAGCCAAUAAAGUUGCUAGAGACUUGGCUAUGAGAGAUGAAUGUCACAAUCGUGGAUAGGUAGCUUUGUUUUCGGCUCAAGGGAUAGGGUGAAGCUUUCCAGGUUCAAUUAGGUUUCAAAUGUAAUUUGCAUUUUAUGGCAAGUGAUGUUGCAGCAGACUGAUGCAAACACGCUUCCUGACAGUACACAUCACAGAGCAGACACUUCUGUGUCUGUCUGACUUCUCAUACAAGGUUUUUGUUUGUUUGUCAAGUGAUGACGAAUGCAGCAUUUGAAAAAGCAAAAAAGAAAGAGAGGAAAACAAAUGCAUUCCGGAGACAAAGGCAAGCCUUAUAUGUAAUCUAAUUUGUGCAAAGCGAAGCAAUUUUCUUGAUCUA
Nicotiana attenuata is the source of this 2946-nucleotide messenger RNA. Its product is annotated as protein SENSITIVITY TO RED LIGHT REDUCED 1-like. Gene Ontology annotation, biological process: microtubule-based process. The coding region runs from base 1668 to 2336 and encodes 222 amino acids. The transcript is spliced from 4 exons. The record is from RefSeq and is a predicted model, not a curated record. Gene Ontology annotation, cellular component: cytoplasm; nucleus. NCBI's taxonomy places the organism in Eukaryota, Viridiplantae, Streptophyta, Magnoliopsida, Solanales, Solanaceae.